AGCAAGCAAGUAUCAGAACGACAGUUGAAGUGCUGAGGUCCGGACGUGUUUCAGUUGCACAUUUGCCAAUUGCCAGACAACAUAUUUAUUUCAACAAAAAAUAUUUGUUUGUGCUAGAAAAAUUCUUUAAAUGUCCUGUUUCAAAAUCAGAAAUCUGAUCGGAGAGACACGACGUUACAAUCAGCAUUAACAACUUGUCCUAAUAGCUUUCAACAAAAAUACAGAACAGUGUGUAUGUUUUUGUAGUUUUAUUCGAAAAGCACAGAUUAAAAUAAUUAAAGAGGGUCGGGCUUCGCGAACGUCUCUUUUAAUCUACUCCGGGAGCCAAAAAUACUGCAUACUUACAUAUAUAUGCGAAUGCUGCUCAACGUGUAAAACCAACAAAUACCGAUAAUGGGGUUGGAGUUCUUCUUCAAAUUCGGCUAUGCCUUCCUCAUCAUAACACUUAUGAUAAUGAUAUGGAUGUCCUUGGCGCGCGCCUCGAUGCAUAUGUACGAAAUGGACGAUUCACGCAAUCCACCAUGUACACAAAACGCACUUUGCACGUGUUCGAAAUCGGCGCCGGAUCUAGGUAUAGUUCAUUGCAAAGAUGUGCCAUUUCCGGCGUUACCUAAAAUGGUGAACGAAUCGAAGGUUUUUUCGCUACACAUGGAAAACACCGGUUUGCGUGAAAUUGAAUCAUAUUUCUUGCAAUCGACAGGCAUGUAUCGUUUGAAAAUAAGUGGCAAUCAUUUGACGGAAAUACCCGACGAUGCAUUCACCGGGUUAGAACGGUCACUUUGGGAGCUAUUGCUACCCCAAAAUGAUCUCGUUGAGAUACCUUCAAAAUCAAUAAGGCAUCUUCAGAAGUUGCGUCAUCUCGAUUUGGGAAACAACCACAUCACCCAUGUACAGCACGACUCCUUUCGUGGCCUUGAGGACUCACUGCAAUGGUUGAUUUUACGAGAUAAUUGUAUAUCCAUGCUGAUGGCACAUAGCUUCUCGGGCUUACUCAUAUUGGAAACAUUGGAUUUGAGUGGCAACAAUUUGUUUGAAAUUGAUCCUAAUGUCUUUGUUGAUGGAAUGCCGCGGUUAACCAAGCUAUUACUGACCGACAAUAUUCUUUCCGAGAUACCAUAUGAUGCGCUUGGUCCUUUGAAAAGUUUGCGUACUCUGGACAUAUCUCAUAAUGUGAUAUGGUCCUUGAGUGGCAACGAUACAUACGACAUAAAAUCCACCACAAAGCUUAAUUUGGACAAUUUGCAUUUAGAAUACAAUAACAUUGAUAUGUUGCCACCAAAUUCUUUCAAGAACUUCGAUAUUGUGAACAGAACCUUUUUCGAUGGUAAUCCCAUACACACUCUUAGGGAGGACGCCUUCAAACCGGCCAAAAUAAGAGAGAUAUAUAUGCGCUACUGCGGCCUGACUAACAUAUCGCCGCUGGCUUUCGACAGUUUAGUGAACAGCUUGCAGAUCCUGGAUCUGUCGGGCAACAAUUUAACGCACUUACAUCACAAAUUAUUUAACAAUUUCGAUGUGCUAAGAGUUAUUAGCUUGCGGGACAACAAGAUCAAAAUCGAGCAACCGCUGGAGACUUUCAACGCCAUGCAGUACACCCUACUCAAAUUGGAUUUAAGCGGAGAUAAGAACGACCCAACAAAUCUUCAGACUCUACGCAAUAUGACCAGAAUGCGGAAUAUGCGUUCGUUGUCAAUGUCGCGUAUGGGUAGUGCCACAACAAUAGGUCCGGAUGAUUUCAAGGAUUUCGGUGUAGAGCUGGAGGAUUUACAAAUCACUCGCGCCACACUCGCGACCAUACAAUCGCAUGCCUUUAAACAUGUACGCGGCCUUAAGCAUUUGGAUUUUAGCGAGAAUGGUAUACAAACAAUUGAAAACGACGCAUUUCACGAGAUUGGUCACUCACUGAUAUCAUUAAAAAUCUCGCAUGGUUUCACUGGCACGGCGCUGCCGGCCGAUCCGUUGCGGCACUUGACGUCACUGCAAGAAUUGGAUUUUAGUAACAACAAAAUCACCAGCAUGAGCGAUACCAGUUUCCACUUCUUGAAAAAUCUACGGCUGCUGGAACUGCACGACAAUCGAAUCGAGCAAGUCAUGAAGGGCACAUUUCAAGGUGACAUCCAUUCCAAAUUGGAGGAGAUAUCGCUACGCUUCAAUCAUCUAACCCAAGUGUCGCAACAUACUUUCUUUGACCUGGAGGCUUUGAGGAAACUACAUUUGGACGACAACAAGAUUGAACGUGUCGAACGAAGAGCUUUUAUGAAUUUGGAUGAGCUGGAACAUCUUAGUUUGCGCGGCAAUAAACUAAAUAAUUUAGCUGACGAAUCGUUCCAGAAUUUACCCAAAUUGGAAAUUCUCGAUAUGGCUUUCAAUAAUUUACCGAAUUUCAACUUCGACUAUUUUGACCAAGUGGGUACUUUAUCCACUCUAAAUGUAAAUGUGAGCCAUAACCAAAUCAGAAUGUUAAUGUAUAAUAGUUCGUGGGCAGGGCGAACUGAUCACGGUUCAAUGCACCAUUCAAAUAUAAAGUUAUUGGAUUUGUCACACAACAACAUAUCUCUAAUACAUCCAGGCUACUUCCGGCCGGCGGAGAUUUCAUUGACCCACCUAUACAUGGGCUAUAAUUCACUGAUGAAUGCAACGCGUGAUGUGUUCGGUAACAUGCCGCAUUUGCAAUGGCUGGACCUGUCUUAUAAUCGUAUACGCGAGCUGGAUUUUGAUGCGUUUAAGAAUACCAAGCAGCUGCAGUUAAUUUAUUUGGAUCACAAUUACUUAACGGACAUACCCCAGGACAUUUUCAAACCCAUCUAUGCUUUGCGCGUUAUUGAUCUGUCACAUAACAAUUUACGUGGUUUGCCCGACAAUCUUUUCUAUAACGGCGGCAUGGAAAAGAUGGACGUUUCGCACAAUAUGUUGCUCAAAAUACCCUCAUCAUCCCUGUCCAGCUUGGCCGCUUUGACCCUUUGUGAACUGCACUUAUCCAAUAACUUCAUUUCAACUAUACACAGCAUGGACUUAUCCAAUAAGUUUAGGUCUUUGCGCUUUUUGGACAUAUCUUACAAUUACUUGCUGCGGAUAGACGACGCAGUUUUCGCCACAAUGCCUCGACUCGCUUCGCUUGACCUCUCACACAAUCGUGAUCUCAAAGUGAUGGACAAGUCGUUUAUGGGCCUGGAGAAUUCACUCAUCAAAUUAGGAAUGGAGAAUGUUUCUUUGAGCACUAUUCCCGAGAUACGCUUAAAGUACUUGCGUGAACUGCGCUUGGGUUAUAACGAACUGCCAUCGAUACCGCAAGAAUUGGCCUUCAACAUGAGUAAUUUACGUAUGUUAGAUUUGUCCAAUAAUGACUUGACUAAUGUACCGCUAAUGACACAAUCACUGCCACAUUUAAGGAAAUUGAUGCUCUCGGGCAACCCAAUCACCUCGCUUAAUAACAAUAGUUUCGACGGUGUCAACGAGGAUUUGGAAAUGUUGGACAUCUCCAAUUUUCGUUUGCAUUACUUCGAAUAUGGUUGUUUAGAUUCAUUGCCACAUCUGCGCUCGCUCAAACUUACCGCUUACUCGCAUUUGGAACACUUCAAUAUACCUCAUUUGUUGCGGCACCAUCAUAAUAUACGUGAACUUUGGAUUGAAGCUCCGCAACCGUUCACUCGAAUCAUAAAGAAAGGCUCGGGCCCGAAUCAGGACAUUCAACAGGUGCAGAUGGGUCAACCCACUGAUUUGGCGCGUGAAAUGGAAGGUCAUUUACCAGCCAAAUUGACGAAUAUAACUUUCAGUGGUCCGCAGUUUAGUAGUCUCAAUGAACGUAUUUUGAAGGGAAUGAGGUCGCCGUAUAUAUAUAUGCAACUCUUUAAUACUACACUGAAGGAGAUACCGACCAAUUUCUUCAAACAUAUGGGACGGGUCCGCAAUAUAUCGCUGGAUAUACGCUACAACAAUCGUAUGUUGAAAAAGAUACCAAAUCCCAAUACAGGGAAUGUACCUUUUCUGCCGAACAGCGUUUUCCUCACCGAACUGAAAAUGUCCGAUUCCGAUUUGAACUGCGAUUGUGACUUGGGAUGGGUAGAGUUUUGGCAGCGCAAACGAAGACAGUACAUUUGCUCAUCACAAACGUGGACCGAUGCUGUAUUCAGAACUUUCAUGAAUUCACCUUGCCAAGUGUAUGGACGGCACAAUUGCGAUGAUCACGAUGAUGAUCUGCGUGAGACCCGAUGUGAUAAUAAAGGCGGACAGCAGUUAAUGGAAGCGCUGAAAUUCGAUUUGGAAUGUGGAUGGGAUAAUGCAGGUUGUCGCGAAACGUUCAUUCUGCUAAUCACAGCCUUACUAAUGAUCGUUUUCUGGAUGUGACUGUUGAGAUGCGCAUUCAAAGUGUCGGCAGAUUUUUACAAAACCUUAGAGAAGGUAUACGGAGACAGUCCGCUAUAAAGAGCAAUUUUGCAAAUGUUGUUAAGUAAAGAGAUAUCAAAGUAGAAAGAGUUAAAGCGAAAAGAGGAUGGAAAGAAUAGAGAACAAGUGUGCUACCCGAAGAAACCCAAAAUAAAGUACAAUUCCCAGACCUCAGCUGAAAUUGGAUUCGUAGAUUUUUAGAAAUAUUGCAUUUGUAUGUUUGUUUUGUAGUUCAACCGAUAAUUGAAUGUGCUGGAUUAACUUAUACAAUUUGGAAUUAUUUUGAACAUAUUUUAGUUUCAUCAUUUUUUAAUAAUUUUUUGUAUAUUAUAUUGGUAAGGAAAAAAUUGCGGUAAUGAAAAUUUAAGGCACUUAAACAUAAGUAUAUAAUACUUAAAUAUAGUAUAAUAGAAUUGAAAUUUACUUUUAGCACUAAUGGAUAUAAGUUUUCUAUUUUGUUUUUAACCUUCCUAAGCUUCCCUGUUUUUAUCACUUCAGUUCACGCUUUGCUUGAAUAAUUUUAAAAUCAUUAUUUAUAAAUGUUUUCGUAUUUAAAAUAAAUAUUUAAACAAAACUAUUUUGGUUUUUUCUUUGUUCGUGCCAAAUUUCGUGAACGUAUCUUACAAAAAAAAAAAAA
Bactrocera oleae (olive fruit fly) is the source of this 5020-nucleotide messenger RNA. RefSeq names its product leucine rich repeat containing G protein-coupled receptor chaoptin (gene chp). Gene Ontology annotation, molecular function: protein binding. The record is from RefSeq and is a predicted model, not a curated record. Lineage: Eukaryota; Metazoa; Arthropoda; Insecta; Diptera; Tephritidae.